This is a messenger RNA of Paralichthys olivaceus (Japanese flounder), 1257 nucleotides long. The record is from RefSeq and is a predicted model, not a curated record. NCBI's taxonomy places the organism in Eukaryota, Metazoa, Chordata, Actinopteri, Pleuronectiformes, Paralichthyidae.
AUGGCGCAGUGCACACGCUUGAUCCUGCCGAGUGGAGACAUCAACUGGAACUGCCCGUGCUUGGGCGGCAUGGCCAGCGGACCAUGCGGCUCUCAGUUCAAAGAGGCGUUCUCCUGCUUCCACUACAGUACGGAAGAGGUGAAGGGCUCCGAGUGCAUUGACAACUUCCGCAACAUGCAAGAAUGCAUGCAGAGGUACCCUGAGCUCUAUCCUCAGGAGGAAGAUAAAGAGAGUUCCACCCAAGCAGAGUCUGACACCGGCCCAGCCUCUGCUGCCCAGACCGAGGGCUCCUCCUUGUCCCCUGAAACUGACGCUACACCAUCCACUUCAGAUCCCUCAGCUGACAGCGUGUCACCUACAGACAUCCAGACUGCCAGCUAAGGUCAAUCAUUCGUCAUUCACAGCUCUGUGUGCAAGCACUGCCCAGCAUAAAUGACUCUCCACGAGGAGCCGUGAUUGGUCUGUUCACCUGUUUCAGCCUAAGGAGAAGGCUAUGACCGACACAGCUCUAACACCCGAAGGCAGUUUUUACAAAGGCCAUCAGAGAAGGACUUUGUGUGUGCAGAAAAACCAUAGCAUAUGUACAAAAGUAUAGGCUGCUUUUAUUUGCUGAGAACUCAAUCAUUGGAUGGCAUCAUUUAAUGUCUGCGGGCCAAGCUAUUUGCUGCAGAGACCCUAGCUCAAAGACUCACCUUUAUAUGCAAUAGAUACAUGUGUUUGAUUUGCUGUGUUUUCUCAUGUUAAUCAAGAGUUAUUCAUUAUGUUUGUCAGGAUUAUCUAUUAGCACUGAUUUAUCACCUGUUAAUCUGAGCAGUAGAUCUAUUUGAGCAAUGUUGAUGUUUUUUUUUAAGAAUUUACCUCAAAUUAAGAUAGUUUUUAGUUAAACAUUUGAAAACUUUUGCUUUCCAUCACUUGAGAGACCAAAACACAGAUGAUCUAUACGGAAACAAGGCUACUGUUCCAGCUUCUGUGCAGUGAACAUUAUACUAAUAUAGACACAGAAGUUUUGUCAAGAUCUACAUCUGCAUCUAUUGCCGCGUGAGCGAUGUUUGUCAUUUCUGUUAACAAACGCUGUAUCUGGCCCAGACCAUAGUGGUUUGUUGUGUUCAACUGUUGCUGCAUAAAUCUUUUCCUUGUCUCACCACUGUCCAGAGUCUCCACUUUGAAUGCUGUGGUCACCAUUCAGUGUCACUCAGGCCUUAAAGGACUUCAUGGUAUUUAUAAAACACGUCCAAAUUAAAAAUGAUCGUCAAACAA